Adineta ricciae is the source of this 1671-nucleotide messenger RNA. The record is from the annotation of a GenBank genome assembly. NCBI's taxonomy places the organism in Eukaryota, Metazoa, Rotifera, Eurotatoria, Adinetida, Adinetidae.
AUGUCGAUCCUAUCGCGAGCUGCAUUUAGUCAUUUGUCAUCGCUAAAAGUCGGCAGUGGAACUAGCCAUGUGUUUCGUUUUACGCGCUCUCUACAAUCUACUGCAACCGACUCAACACCUGACACGAUGGAUCUAGACAGCGAGAAUCAACAAGAAGAUCAUGGAACCGGUUUUUACACUAUGGUGGAGAAAUUCUACGAUCGUGCUGCUAAGAUUCUCGAAGAUAAAUUAGUCGAAGAUAUGAAAAAAACUAAACUCACCGAUGAACAAAAACAAACCAAAGUUCGUGGAAUUUUAACGAUGAUGAAACCACCGAAUUACGUUUUGUCCAUCACCUUUCCCGUUCGACGUGACAAUGGCGAAUGGGAAUUAAUCGAAGCAUGGCGUGCUCAACAUUCGUUACAUCGUACACCAUGUAAAGGUGGUAUUCGUUUUUCAACCGAUGUCAACUUAGAUGAAGUAAAAGCUCUAGCCGCAUUGAUGACCUUCAAAUGCGCUUGUGUCAACGUGCCAUUCGGCGGCGCUAAGGCCGGUGUGAAAAUCAACCCAAAAGAUUGGUCCGAAGGUGAAUUAGAACGUAUCACUCGUCGAUUAACAGUCGAAUUGGCGAAGAAAGGUUUCAUUGGACCCGGUAUCGAUGUUCCAGCUCCAGAUAUGGGCACAGGUGAACGUGAGAUGGCUUGGAUUGCUGACACCUACGCAUCAACAGUUGGCUGGGAAAACAUCAAUGCCAUGGCAUGCAUCACGGGUAAACCCAUUUUACAAGGUGGUAUUCAUGGUCGAACAUCAGCCACUGGUCGUGGUCUCUACCAUGGUGUGAAUAAUUUUAUUAACGAGAAGUUCUACAUGGAUAAAAUUGGUUUGACAACUGGUUUAGUCGGCAAAACAUUUAUUGUUCAAGGCUUCGGUAAUGUCGGUCUUCAUUCAGCCCGUUAUUUGACACGACAUGGUGCCAAAUGUGUUGGUGUACUCGAAUGGGAUGCAGCUAUCAUCAAUCGAGAUGGUAUCGAUCCCAAAGCACUCGAAGAGUAUAAACUCGAACAUGGAACAAUCAAAGGUUUUCCUGGUGCUCAACCUUACGACAAUGCGGAUAAAAAAGAAUUACUCUGCGAAGCGUGUGACAUUCUUGUGCCCGCCGCUAGUGAACAACAAAUCACAUCUAAAAAUGCACGUCGUAUCAAAGCUAAAAUCAUCGCCGAGGGUGCCAAUGGUCCGACAACUCCAGCCGCUGAUAAGAUUCUUCUAUCGAAGAAUGUUUUAGUUAUUCCAGAUAUGUAUAUUAACGCCGGUGGUGUUACCGUUUCAUACUUUGAAUGGCUAAAAAAUCUCAAUCAUACAUCGUAUGGUCGAUUAACUUUUAAAUAUCAACGUGAUACGAACUACUCACUUCUUGAAAGUGUACAAGGUUCAUUAGAAGCUAAGUUUGGAAAAAUGGGAGGCAAAAUCCCUAUUAUUCCAAGUGACAACUUUUACAAACGCAUGGCCGGUGCUUCUGAAGCUGAUAUUGUCCAUUCAGGUCUCGAGCAAACCAUGGAACGUUCAGCGCGAGCAAUUAUGCAAACAGCACAACGCUUCAAUUUAGGUUUAGAUUUACGUACUGCUGCCUACGCCACUUCGUUAGAGAAAAUCUACAAUGUCUAUUCAGCUGCUGGAAUGACAUUCGGCGGUUAA